AGAGGUCCGUGAAGAUGAAAAUAACAAAACUCGAUCAGAAAAUUUUGGAAUGGCCCAAUGUAGGUCUGAUUCAACCAAAAUCAAGGCUAUAUCUAGGUACUUCUGAUAAAAAGAAAACGGGUUUACUAAGAUGAAAAAGGUGGGUUGAUUUGAACAUUGCCUUCAAAUUUGCAAUCAAAGUCCAUUGUACACUGUAAUUGGUAGGAAAAAGUCAUUCAUUCUCAGUUGACAUGCCAAAAUCAGCAAAAGUAAGGGACUGUCUGUCAAAAAAUGACGGUCACUUUAACCUUUUCUUUUUGUUUUUUUUCAGCUUGUCCAUAUCCUUAUUCAAUACUACUAUUACUAUGGGAAAGCAAGUGAGAAAGUCAGUCAAACGACGCACUAAUCCUCUUGGACCUCAAGUUACUGCUGGAGUUCAGCAAGGUGUUAUUGAUCAACAAAUAACACUUCAACCUGAUCAAGUUCUUCCUGUUGUUCAAAAGCUUUCUUCUUUGGACCCUACCGAGAGAGGCUGGGCUGCUUCUUCAAUUUCCAAUUUAGUCUUAUCGAGUCCUGCUAACCUUAAGCUCUUGUUAUCCAAAGGUGUUGUUGGUAAUUUAAUAAAGUUAUUGAGCGAUGAUACCCGGGAAGUAGUCGAAGAAGCUUUAGGUACCUUAAGAAAUCUGUGUGCAAUUGAUCCCGAUGUUUGUAGGGAAUAUUUUUCAAAGGAUAUUUUGACACCUUUGAAUGCCAUGCUUCCUCAGAUUUCUAAAGUUAUUGAUCUUGUUUUGAAAAAUGAGCCUCUUGCUGAUAAUGCCGAUCAAGAUAGACGUGCAUCAAUUUGGGACGUUGCAGAAAAUUUUAUUUAUAUUAUCUGGAGUUUAAGUGAGACUUCUGAGAAGUACAUUAAGGCUAUCAACCGUCUUAACAUUGUUACAUUUUUGAUUUCAUUUUUAUCAGCUGCUGAUCAAUGCCCUAACAAAGUUGUUGUUGCUGCUGGUCAAUGUUUGACUACACUUACGGACGACAACAAGGAUAUCUACAUCGAAUUUCAAAACCAUCCCGAAUAUAUUCAAACUCUCUUGAACAUCUUGAACAAAUUCGAAAGUCCCGACAAAUUGCUUGUGCGUGUGUUAGCUUGUGCCAUUUUAAUGAACGUGCGUGAAGUUGUGCAGUUAUCUAAUGCAUGGGACGAUGAAAGAGAUGCUCUUCAUGAACUUCACAAGAUGGUAUUGCCUCCCUUGAUGGCUUGCUUAGAUUAUGAUAUCCAAAAAGCAGCUGAAGAAACAAAGGCUGUGAUUGAUAGUGGUGAUGUAACCAAGCAUGAAGAAAGUACCGAAAUUACACCUAAACCAAAGCAACCACUUACAAAAGGAGAUACUUAUAUCCAAAAUGUCCAAGAGCGUUUGGUUACCUUGCAGUUGGCGCUAGAACUGUUAGCUGAUGUUUGCUCACAAGACGACGCAGAAGAUGAUGGAUGGGAAGAUGCUGGUGAAGAUAUGGAAGAAGAUGGAGAUGCUGAGGCUAUGGCCGAUAACUUGAACGAAGACAAUGUAGACGAAUACUUACGUGAUGCUGAAAAUCUUGGAGAAGGUACAUCUAAUAUUGUUGAAGAAUCAGCCAUCAAAUCAAAUCCUAUUCUCAAUGGUUUCACAUCAAGUGUCUUUCCCCACCUGCUUCGACUUGCAGCUCCGACUGUCUUGUCAUUCCCUCAAGAUCGUUCAGUUGCUCCAGGCGUUACACAAGGAUUGACCCUUACUCAUCAACGUGCUCUAGAAUGUCUCAACAAUUUCCUGUUAGCAAUGAACGAAGUUCCUUCUAAAUUCUGGUUUAAAGAAUAUGUGUCUGAUGCCUCAAAUACCUGGACAUGGUUGUUUUCUACUGCAAAUACUAUUGGAUCCGCACCUGAUUCUGAAGAACGUAACGAAGUUCUUGAAGCCAUAGUUGGCUGUUUAUGGGCUCUAGGUCGUGGUCUUGGUGGGAAUAUCCCCUUGGAGCCUACUCAUGUUCCUACAUUAUGCGGUGCAUUCAGAGCUACCAACAGCGAGUCUAUGCAAGUUAAGAUUGUUGGUUGUUUGGGUUCUAUUGCAGUAAGACAAGGUGAUAUCAGUACCAAUAAGGAAAUUGGUAUUUUUAUCAUGAAUGUAUUGAGUAACAUUAAUACCCACACAACAAAACCAGAUGUUGCGGUUGAAGCAUUGAACUUUAUGUUUGACGUCUACAGUGAUUGUGCUUUUGAUUAUGACGAGCCAGUCUUCGUUCAAGGCAAAUUUAACUAUCAAUUAAAACAGAUUGUGCCUGCUUUCAGAUCAAUGGUCAAAUCAACAGAUAAGAGAAAGAGUUUUGAUUUGAGAAACAGAUGUGAUGAAGCAUUGAUGAACUUGGUUGCGUUUAUCAAGUACAAGGCCUCUGAAAGACGUUAAGAAUGAGCAAUUAGAAUCAGUAGAAACAAUAGUAAUAAAAAUUAGAAUUUUAUAAUAAAUCCACUUGUUAUAUCUUAUC
This is a messenger RNA of Gilbertella persicaria, 2481 nucleotides long. Its product is annotated as armadillo-type protein. The transcript is spliced from 13 exons. Bases 231 to 2402 code for a protein of 723 amino acids. NCBI's taxonomy places the organism in Eukaryota, Fungi, Mucoromycota, Mucoromycetes, Mucorales, Choanephoraceae. The record is from RefSeq and is a predicted model, not a curated record. Gene Ontology annotation, biological process: ribosomal large subunit biogenesis; protein import into nucleus.